This is a messenger RNA of Erinaceus europaeus (western European hedgehog), 3156 nucleotides long. RefSeq names its product microtubule associated protein 1S (gene MAP1S). The record is from RefSeq and is a predicted model, not a curated record. Gene Ontology annotation, biological process: microtubule cytoskeleton organization; regulation of microtubule depolymerization; dendrite development. Bases 85 to 3129 code for a protein of 1014 amino acids. The transcript is spliced from 7 exons. Lineage: Eukaryota; Metazoa; Chordata; Mammalia; Eulipotyphla; Erinaceidae. Gene Ontology annotation, molecular function: microtubule binding; actin binding. Gene Ontology annotation, cellular component: dendrite; synapse; microtubule associated complex.
GGGCGGGAGAGGCGGGACUUCCGGUCGGGGCGGCGGCGCUUCCGGCGCGGUCCUCGCAGGGGCGUGGCCGGCGGCGGCGGGAAGAUGGCGGCGGCGGGCCCCGGGGCGGAGGCGGCGGAGGCGGCGGGGGCGCUGCUGCUGGUGGUGGGCGGCGAGUGCGGCUGCCCGGGGCUGCGCGCCUUCGUGCUGGAGGAGCUGGAGCGAGGCCUGCGGAGCUGGGACCUGGACCCCGCCGUCUGCGACCUGGACGAGCAGCUGAAGGUGUUCGCGGCGCGGCACUCGGCCACCUUCUCCAGCCUCGUGAAGGGCCAGCGGAGCCUGCAUCACCGCGGAGACGUCCUGGACACCCUGGUGCUGCUGAACCCCUCGGACAAGUCUCUGUGCGACGAGCUCCGGAACCUGCUGCUGGACCCUGCCCCCCACAAGCUGCUGGUGCUGGCGGGGCCCUGCCUGGAGGACACCGGGGAGCUGCUGCUGCAGACGGGGGGCUUCUCGGCCAGCCACUUCCUGGGGCUGCUGGGGGACCGAGAGGUGAGCCCCCAACCAGAACCAGGCCGGGGGGCUGGGCACGGCCCCGACCCCCACGUUGAGCCUGGGCGGUGGGUGGGGAGAAGCCGCCGCCCUGAGAUCCGCGAGCCUCUGACCGCCGGCCCGGCCCCCGAGCGGCCCCCCGUGCUGACCGUCACCUGCCCGGCCGUGGGGCGCUGGUCUCGGCUGCUGGCGGCCGAGGCCCCGGGGCUGCUGGCGGGCCGGCUGCGGCUGCGCGUCAACCCCGCCGUCGUCGGGGGGCCCGGCCCCGGGUGCGAGGGCCUCCGCGAGUUCCUGGCGUCGCUGUCGGAGUCCCUGGAGCCCGCGCCGCCCCUGGAGCUGCUGGAGGCGCCGGCGGCCGCGGGCUUCCUGCGCCUGGUGCGGCCCUGCUGCUACGUCUUCCCGGGCGGGCUGGGCAGCGCCGCCGUGCUGGGCGUGCCGGGCUUCACGCUGCUCCUGGACGGCGGCUCGAACCCACGCGCCGCCUUCUGGAAGCUGCUGCGCCACCUGGACCGCGUGGACGCCGUGCUGGUGACGCGCGCGGGUGCUGACAGCCUACCGGGCCUCAACUGUCUGCUGCGGCGCAAGCUGGCCGAGCGCGCCCUGGACGGGGAGGCGCCCUCGUCCUCCGGGGCCCUGCGGGGCCGCCUGGUCUCGCCCGUGCUGGGGGUGGUCUUCCUCAACGCCCCGCGCGCCCCGGCCGCCGCCCCCCGCCUGCUGCGCGGUCCAGACGAGGGCGCCCUGGCUCUGGAGCUGCUCCGACGCCUGGGCCUCCGGCCGCUGCCCCUGAGCCGCGGGCCGCGGCCCGCGGAGCCCACCGUGCUCUUCCAGAAACUGGGCGUCGGUCGCCUGGACUUGUACGUGCUGCACCCUCCCACCGACGGCAUUGGCGGUGGCCUCGCCUCCUCCUCCAGGCAGUCCUCCAACAACAGCAACGACACCGCCUCCAGGCAGUCCUCCGGGUCUGCCUGCGCCCUGCUGGUGUGGCUGCCAGCGGCGCCCGGCGACAAGGUGGUGAGGGUGCUGUUUCCCGGGUGCACGCCUCCCGCCCGCCUGCUGGAAGGCCUGGCCCGCCUGCAGCAUCUCGCCUUUCUGCGGGAGCCCGUGGUCACCCCCCAGGACCUGGACGCCCCCCGGCGGGCUGACAGCCGAGAAAGCCUGGGCUCCCGGGCCUCGGGGAGGGCCCCCGUCGCCACCAAGGCCAAGGACAGGGAGCCCCGGGCGCCCCCCAGCAAGGCCAGUGCUCCCAAAGGGCAGCCCCCGCGGCGCCCCGCGGCCGCCCCCACCAAGAAGGCCGCCAGCAAGGAGGCGGCGGCCCCCAAGAGCCGCCCUGCGCCCCUGGAGAACGGGCCCCCCAGCCCUCCGGCCGCCCCCGCGCAAGACGGGGUGUCGGCCCAGCACGGCCUGGAGCUGCAGUGGGGCCCCGGCGCCCCCCGCCCACGCAGCCCCCCGGGCCCCGAGGCCUCGCCCACGCUGACCACCCCCUCGCUGCCGGCCGAGCUGGGGUCCCCCCACUCCACCGAAGUGGACGAGUCUUUGUCCGCCUCCUUCGAACAGGCGCCUGCGAAUGCCGCCGCCUCCGGGGAGCCCGCCGGGCUGAGCUUGCCCCUGCGGGGCGGCCCCCGGGCGCGGCGCUCGGCCUCCCCGCACGACGUGGACCUUUGCCUGGUGUCGCCCUGCGAGUUCGAGCACCGCAAGGCCGGCGCCCCGGCCGCCGCCUCCCCCGGCAGCUCUAACGACAGCGGCCGCUCCCAGGAGCGUGUGGGCGGCUCCCCGGGACCCGAGGAGACGCCCCCCACCUCCAUCAGCGAGUCGCUGCCCACGCUGUCCGACUCGGACCCGCCGCUCCCGCUCGCACCCGGGGCUGCUCCGGACUCGGACGAUGACGUGGCCGGUGAAGGCUUUGCGGGCCCCGCCCUGGACCCCCCGCCCGCACCGCUGGGCUUUCCGGCCCCGCUGCCCACGCCGCCCCGCAUCUGCAUGGUGGACCCCGAGCUGCUGCCCCCCGGCCCCGCCCGCCAACGCCGGGCCCCCGCGCGCGCCUCCUCCGGGCCCCCCAGGGCCGCCACCGCCGCCGCGGCCACUCGGACCCGGGGCCCCGCGGCCAGCAGGCCCCCCAGCGCCCGCGGCGACCCCGGGGACAAGCCCAGCCGCGCACCCCCGGCCAGGAAGCCCUCGGUCCCCAAGGCGGCCCCCCGAGGAGCCCCAGGCCCCGCGAGCAGCGGCCGGGCUGGGGUGUCCACCUGCCCCCCCUGCAGCCCCGUCUACCUGGACCUGGCCUACCUCCCGGGUGGCCCGGGCUCGGAGCUGGACCAGGAUUUCUUCUCCCGCGUGCGAGCGCUGUGCUACGUGCUGGGCGGCCAGGACCAGCGGCGCGGGGAGGGGCUGCGGGCCGUGCUGGACGCCUUGCUUGCCGCCAAGGAGGGCUGGGGCCGCGACGUGCAGGUGACCCUCAUCCCCACCUUCGACUCGCCGGCCAUGCAUGAGUGGUACGAGGCGUCGCACGCCCGGCUGCCGGCGCUGGGCCUGACGGUGCUGGGGAACGACAGCACGGUGACCAUGCAGGGCGAGGCCUUCCCGGCCUGCAAGGUGGAGUUCUAGCCUCCCACCCAAUAAACCCUCCUUCUC